AGCCCAGGAAUCAGGCGAGCUCGGCCGCCGCUCCGCCCCCGGAAGGCCCGCUGUCGGGAUUGGCGCAGCGGUGGAAGUGCGGCCUCGGGGAGGAGGAGAGAGUGGCCUGGCAUCCAGGGCUUCGAGAGAGAGUGGGGGGUGACGAUCGAGGUUAGGAAUGUAUAGAGCUGUUUCCCUCCACAGGGUGCUGGCAGUAGGAUUCCUGGCAACUGGGCGAUGCAGAGGAUGGCCACCCUCGUGGAGUGGCUGUGCCCCGCUUACAGCCCCCACAGCAGAAGGGCAGGAGAACCAGCGGACAGUGAACUCCCUGCACUCUCUGUUGGUGGAUGUAACCAGAGUCCGGCAGCUGAAGAGUUGGGUAUUGCUGGCCGACGAGGCUUACGUCAGCGAAACGGCCGACAUUUUGAAGGUGAUGGGAGCCGAGGAGAAGACAGUGGCGAGGAUCUUACAACGAUAUCCAGAAGCUGUUCUCUGUCCACCAUCGGAAACCAGGGCCCAGUGGGCGUUGUGGGCCUCUCUGUGCCCUAACAAGGAGGAGCUGCUGAGAAUAGUUGAGCAGUGUCCUGAAUCUUUCUUUAUCAUCAAAAACUCCAGGAACUGGCAGGACAACGUCAGGUACCUGGAGCAGUUAAACCUAAACAGGAGGAUUAUCAGACACUUGCUGGCCACAUGCCCACAGAUCUUCUGCAACGACGUGGGGAGAAAUCGGGCUAUGGUUGAGGCUCUGCAGAAGGCCUUCCUUCAGCUGGGAGGGACCCAAGCCAACAUGAAUACCUGGCUGGUGAAACUGUUGAGCCAGAACCCCGUAGCCUUGCUGAACCCUCCAGAGAAGCUGGUGGAGAACUUGACUGGUCUACAGGCCAUGGGCUUCAGCCCUAUGGAGUGCCUGCAGCUGAUUGCCAAACUCAGGGGGUUAAUCCUGGAGCUAUCCCCCCAUGGAAUGGAGGCUUGUGCUGGGUUCUGCCAGCAGGAACUGCACUGUAGUAGCCAGGAGCUGCGGAGCUUGGUGCUGAGGUGCCCAGGCCUGUUGUACCUCUCGGUUGAGGUGUUGCAGGAGCGGCUACAGGCCAUCCUGAGGGACGGGUUCUCUGUAGAGCGGGUGAAGGAGAGUCCAGCCAUUCUGGAGGUGUCCACACAUAUUCUGCAGUACCGGCUGCAGAAACUGCGUGCGCUGGCUAACAGCAAGGAGAGGGACAGCCUGGAUCUAUUGGCUGCAACCAGGAAGGACUUUGAGGCCGGUUAUGGAAAGAUGGCACGGAGGCAGGAGCGGCCACUCUUUAAUCCAGUGGCUCCCUUAGACAUCGAGAACUGAGGAUGGCAAGUUACUGACGGAACUGAGACAACUGUGGAGGUGUCUCCCACCACCGACCCAGAGCUGUCCACGUCCUGCUAACCAUGGUAGGGUAGUGGUUAACGCGAUAUUACAGCUCGGGCCGUCGGAGUUCAGAGUUCAAUUCUGAUGUAUAUUCUCCCAGUGAGCACGCGAGUUUCCUUUGGGUGCUCCAGUUUCCUCCCACAGUCUAAAGAGUUACUGGUUAGUAGGUUAAUUGGUCAUUAUGAUGAAGUUAGGGUUAAAUCAUGGGGUGCCGGAUGGCAAAGCUCGUUAACCAGAAGGGUCUGCUCUCUGCUGUACCUCGAAAUCAGUAAAUAAAAUCACCACGGCAAUGAAGUGUAGGUCCCUCCGCCAACCCGAAGCUGGGACCACCAUGGGUGUGUUACACCACAACUCUCCCACCUGGGAACGUCCCAGAGCUGAUCGGGAGGUAAUACUGUCUGACUUUCAUGUUCUGUGUUUGGACUGUCGGGGAUGCUCAUGUGAAUUUAUGUAAAACAAUAAACUGAAUUUACAGAAAUGGUUUCUUCUAAUUGGUGAAUCUGCACAGGAGACUUCCUUCUCCCUCCACCACCUUGUUAUCUCAGCCAUGCUUCCUCCCGUCCUGCUCCUACUGAGGAAGCCCCUUUACCUUAUUUACUUAGGUAAGCCCAUCACCCUACUGGGGCACAGGCUGCUGACAGGACAGCAGCUCGCCAGGGCCCUCUGUCCUGGGACAGCCAGUCUUUCAAGUUGUCAAAGGUCCUUCCUCUCCCAGGGAUGAGGUUUUUGGGCUUCUGUUGGUGUUUCUGUAGCUCUGGGUUUUAUGGGAUGUGGUUUCUAGCCCCCUGCCCAC
Mobula hypostoma (lesser devil ray) is the source of this 2168-nucleotide messenger RNA. RefSeq names its product mitochondrial transcription termination factor 2 (gene mterf2). Gene Ontology annotation, molecular function: double-stranded DNA binding. The record is from RefSeq and is a predicted model, not a curated record. The transcript has 2 exons. Lineage: Eukaryota; Metazoa; Chordata; Chondrichthyes; Myliobatiformes; Myliobatidae. Gene Ontology annotation, biological process: termination of mitochondrial transcription; regulation of DNA-templated transcription. Bases 158 to 1312 code for a protein of 384 amino acids. Gene Ontology annotation, cellular component: mitochondrial matrix.